Molecule: messenger RNA, 1470 nt
Organism: Exophiala spinifera
Lineage: Eukaryota; Fungi; Ascomycota; Eurotiomycetes; Chaetothyriales; Herpotrichiellaceae
Exons: 2
Coding region: 1-1470 (489 amino acids)
Molecular function (GO): protein binding
Source: RefSeq, a predicted model, not a curated record
AUGGACGAUCUCGACCUCCCUCCCAUACCCCAGUCCGCGAUCAUCGCCGCCCAGACGCCUCCCCGUCCGCGCCAGUCGCUCCUCUUGGCCCGCAAACGCACCCGCGCCGAGGUCUACGACGACGAGCCUACGCUGACGACAUCAAGCGACCCGGCUCUCUUCUCCAGCGACGAACAAGCGCCCGGUGCCGAAAACUACACGGACCGGCGCCGCAAGAAACGGACUUUCAAGGGAUCAUGGUGGGAUCGGCACCCCGCCCGUGAGGGACUCAGGAAAAGCGCGCGGCAGAAGCGCGAGUUCACGCGCAACUUUGACUCGGGUAUCUUCAUGGGAAGUCAAGACGAGAGUGGCGAGGACCACGACUUGUUGUCCAGCGACUCGUUCACGUUGGAGGAUGAGUUGAUGAGGGAUCAGUCGCGUGAACAUGAACGCGGACACCACAUGACAAGGCAACAGAGGCCAUUCAGAUUAUGGGCACAAGAGAGUUCUCCAGAUCAACGCCACCGAGCUGAAGGUCGUGUUCGGACCACAACCGAUAGUAUUAGCCCGAAGACGAAGAUCUUACCCAAGGUGAAGCCGCUGGAGCCCAUGUCGGAGGCACAUCGCGAGGUCUGCGAGAUUGUUCAUCAGUGUCUUGACAUGGGCAAGGAAGACGUGGAUCUCUCGGGAAGAUCGUUAGAUUCCUUGCCUGAAGAAAUCACCUCUCUCCAGACCUUGGCCAAGCAAGAUGAGAUCGUCCCGGGCAUGCUCGACACGGGCACCGAUCUCGAACCGCAGCUUCGCGUCUACCUGGCCAACAACCUCUUCACAACAUUUCCGGCCCCGAUACUCGAACUGAAAAAUCUGCGGCUUUUGUCGCUGCGAAACAACUGUCUAACAUCCAUCCCCCCUGGGAUUCGGGACCUCGUCAACCUGACGACUUUGAACAUUGCCGGAAACCAGCUGAAUGAAUUACCUUGGGAAAUUGUGGGUUUGGCGAGGUCUCACAAAUUGACAAGAUUGAUCGCGGCCGGGAAUCCAUGGCGGCAGCAAAGGCCGUUGACACUCGGGCAAGAGAACACGAGCGAUGGUUUAUCCAAUAUGCUUUCUCAGCCGGUAGGAGAGAGGGGAAGAAAGAGCGCGGCGCCAUCUGGUGGUGUCCCAUCGCUAAGUGAGACUGUCCUUCGACAACUCGCCAGGCUUGAUCCAAAGCAAAAGAUCGACUUUCGAGGUCUCAUGCCAAACGGGACAUCGGACAUGGUGCUUGACAAGCUGGAUCUGCUCAAGACGCAGCCCAAUCGUCAAUGUGGGUACUGUGGGAGGCUCAUGGUCAUGGCAGCCAGUGAGAAUCUUGAAUGGGUGGCUCUGUGGCCUGGUUCGCCGGUUCUGCCGUUUCGAAGGCUUGAGUGUGCAGAUGGAUGCGAAAAGAACAGCCGGUCUGGUCCAGAGGGGAAAAGUGAUAGCACCAUGGAACCAAUUGAGGUGGAUUGA